AUGGAGAUAAUAAUAAUUCUCAACAAUAUUCGAAUAAACUGUCAUAAAAGAGAAGUUUAUAAGGAAAAAAUAAAAAUUGGGCCACAAAUUAUUUACGUUUUAAAUUUAUUUGCUGGUAGCUUUACUGACGUUCCAUUUCAGUUCACAGUUAAUUUCACCAUAAAUAUGAACUUUCAGCCUGGAUUAAAGCCUAUUCUUCCUACAAUCAACCUUAUUCCAAUCCAAGAAGGCUGCGUCUACCCUAUAAUUCCUAUUUAUUCACCAAUUGCACCUAUUCCACUUCUAGAUGAACAAACCGAGCCAAAGCCCAAAUACAAAAGGACAUGGAAACGUGACCAAGUUGAAGCUUUGUAUGCACUAACAAAAACGUUUUGCGAGCAAAAAAACAAAGCCAUUGAAGACCUGCAAAUAAUUGACUUCAUAGAGAUUGCAAGGAACACUGACAAGACUGCAGAGCAAUGCAUGGCAAAAAUUUACGAAAUUCGAACUUCUGGAACAUUGAGGUCUGGGACAUGGUCGCCAACUGAAGAUGACAUGAUAAAAGACAUGGUUUUGGCUCAAAAACUGAAGUGGGGACAAAUUGCGAACCAUUUGAAUACAAAAGUGCAUAGAAACAUAAAAAUCAGGACUGGAAAACAAUGUAAAGAAAGAUGGAAUAACCAUUUAAAUCCAACGGUGAACAGAGGGGAGUGGAGCGCGGUAGAGGAUUUAACGCUUUUGGAGCUCCAUAAAGAGCAUAGCAACCAUUGAAGUUUGAUUUCGAAAGAAAUGACAACAAGGACUGAAAGUUCUAUUAAAAAUCGGAUAAAGUCACUUAUGAAUAAAGAAAUGCAGGAUUUAAGCAACUUAAACAAUCCAGCCGCUGCAAUUGAUAGGCUGAUCAUGAAAAAAAGAUUUGAAGUAUCAAAUUUAAAGGAUGCACAGGAUAAUGCAAGUCCAGGAAGUGGCACUAAUUAUAGUCGAGCUACUAUGAAAAAACCAACAUUUUCAGAUCUUGCUAUGGAUUUGUAUCCUAAUUAG
Blepharisma stoltei is the source of this 1020-nucleotide messenger RNA. Lineage: Eukaryota; Ciliophora; Heterotrichea; Heterotrichida; Blepharismidae. The record is from the annotation of a GenBank genome assembly.